AUGAGCACAUCAUUGUUCGUUUCAUGCUUUGUUCUGGCGGGGUCCAUCUUCAGUUCGCAUGAGGCGAGUGUAAAACGGCCACGAUAUAAUGCAACUGAGGCAUUCCUUAUCAGUAACACGUACUGCAUGAAGUAUCGUGAUUACACCAAUGAUAGAUUAUUUGGCAACUACUCAUGCGUGGAAAGGUGGGGAGGAGGUGACAAACGCGAAGAGGAUCCCAUCAAAAUCAAAUACAUGCUUUCAAAUUACAGUGGAGACCCAUUGACUAAGUGGGGAGAUGUUAUCGUAAAGUUCUACGAUGGUGAAACCGAUACUUUUUUCUAUUCUAAUAAAGAAUUAAAAGCACAACAAAAACGGAAACUCAUUUACAUGAACGUCUCAGAGGAGUGUCAAGUUACAAAAACCUAUAAUACAGCAAAGAGAUCAGGCUGUACGCUGUGGAUGAGUUAUGAUACAGUAGAGAAGGAUCCUCCAACUCGGUGCAAAAAAGUCUACGACAAGUGCGGGGGCCAAACGAAGCUACAGUACCACAGUAGCUGCAAGCUCGUUUACAAUGAUUGA
This is a messenger RNA of Ixodes scapularis (black-legged tick), 561 nucleotides long. RefSeq lists its product as uncharacterized. Gene Ontology annotation, biological process: symbiont-mediated perturbation of host defenses. NCBI's taxonomy places the organism in Eukaryota, Metazoa, Arthropoda, Arachnida, Ixodida, Ixodidae. The transcript has 5 exons. Bases 1 to 561 code for a protein of 186 amino acids. Gene Ontology annotation, molecular function: amine binding. The record is from RefSeq and is a predicted model, not a curated record.